This is a messenger RNA of Sodiomyces alkalinus F11, 6062 nucleotides long. RefSeq lists its product as hypothetical. Bases 216 to 5792 code for a protein of 1858 amino acids. Gene Ontology annotation, cellular component: Swr1 complex. Lineage: Eukaryota; Fungi; Ascomycota; Sordariomycetes; Glomerellales; Plectosphaerellaceae. Gene Ontology annotation, molecular function: ATP-dependent chromatin remodeler activity; ATP hydrolysis activity; histone binding. The record is from RefSeq and is a predicted model, not a curated record. The transcript has a single exon.
CCCCCAAAAAUUCCCGGCUUCAAAACUUUUUGCAGGCAUCGUCCCGAAAUCCAUCAAAUUCCGUCACAACUCGCGACACCGUGCCCUGGACAUGCUCAGACUUCGACAUAGAGUUUCUUGGAUUAUGACGAAUUCCCAGAUCUAAUUUUUAUCCCCUCAAAUGCCCCUUUCGUCGAGACCCCGACCCUCCCUCUCUCCUCCGUCCCGUUGCUAUUAUGACCGAGACCGCGUCACCCAACAUCGCGCAUCGAGACGAGUCCUCUCCCACCCCUAAUCACGUCCUUCAACCCGCGCCCACCAUUAUCGAGGGCUCGAAACCGUCGACCGAUGCUCUCCAAGAUUCCUCGUCUGAGCUUAGUGACCUCGAUGCGACGACAAAUGCCCAUGAUUUCGAUUUCGACUUCGAUCUCGAUUCUUACCCACCAACACAACCACCCGGACACGAACAACCCACAGCAUCUGACCAGCAAGAAGCUGACGAACAUGAGCAUCCAUCAAAGAGGAGGCGUCUCGAUCAGACCCCACCACCUCCUUCGACACGCGUCAAGGGGAAAAAGAUCUCUCCUCCCUGGAAGAAAGUCAUCGCCGAUGGUCCAACAUCAUACACCGAGAAUGGUCGCCGCAAAUCUGGCAGGAUCAACCUCGCCCUUCCCAAACAACAGGACCAGCAAUCUCCAUCUCCUAGCUAUGAGCUAACGCGAACCUCACGCGCCGUAUUUCAAGAAACCCAAGGCACCAGCACCACGCCCACAAAGCGUAUCAAGAACAGCCCCGCCUCGACAAACGGCCAUGUUUCCUCCCAACAGAGACCCACCCCUCGCUCGAACAAUGUCUCGAGGAGCACGGGCAAAGCUACCUCGGCGAAAGCUCCCCAGUCCUCCAAGUCAUCCACACGAGGUUCGUCUUCUCGAGCCUCUUGGAAAAGAACCCCGUCACCGCCGACUCAACCGACCAGACACUCCAAUCGUGCGAGGAAACCUACGCGAACCUCUUUGGACGGCGACACCACUGCUACCCCCCCUUCCUCCACCCGAGACGACGCAAGGCACACCACACAAGAACUCCCCGCCCGCCCAACGAGAAUACGGCUUCGUGUCCGAGGUGUGGGAGGUAACAUACCUCUGCUCCACCCCGGCCAAGUCGGCAAACGAGCCAAGAUCGGUCUUACAUUUGAAGAAUACUGGGAAAAGGCAGGCGAUAUCCCGCUGGAAGAUGGUGGUUAUGUUGCCGAGGAUGAGAGGUAUACGGAGGACAUGGCCAAGCAGGAUGCCCGCAUAAUACUUCGCGUCGAAGAGGCAGUCGAGCCAGGAGGUAUCCUAUCGAGGGAGCGGUGCUCCGCUUUCGUCCCAGAACCCGCGGACGACCCGCCUCGCCAGUGGGCGCACCUGGAUCACAUGGUCCGGGCCGCCACGAACUUCCGCAAACUCAUGCUCGCCGAGCAACAAAGACACCGGUCGCAGGCCAAGAAGCUGGCCGAGGCUUGCCGAGACGCCUGGCUACGCAAGCAACCCAAGUCCGCCGAGGAGCUCGAGGCGGAGGCUCGCGAGGCCUGGAUCGCCCGGUACCGCGGGGUGAUGAGGUCUAUGUACGGGACUUGGGAGAACGUGCGCGCCGAGAUCAACCGACGGAGACUCCGGGAAUGGGAAGUCGAAGAACAGCGCCGCGUCAAGGCCGCGCUGAACGAAGCGGUCACUCUCUCGGAGCAGAAGUUGCAGGCGCAGCGGGGGCAGCUAGAGUCGGAAGAGGACGACGACGACGACGACGACGGCGACGAGGACGAGGACGAGGACGAGGAAGAGGAUGCCGAGAUGGACCUCGACGAUGAAGACCUGGAUGGUGAUAUAGACGACAGCGACGAUGAAAAAUCUACAUCUGACGACGGGGAUGCUUCCUCUGAUUCCACAGGCGACGAAGAAGACAACGACGACGUCAUGUCUUCCUCCGACGAAGACGAGGAGGAGGAAGCCAGCGAGGGCGGCUUGACGGAUGCCGCCGACGAGACUCUCACCCAGGAACAGUUGCGAGCGAAGUAUGCCAACUUGCCGGAACUGCAUAAACUGGAGCCCAAACCCGACAAACCGCUUCCUAAUGGCACGGCGGCGGCCAGUCCUGGUACCAGUGUAAACGCCGACGAGCCUGACCAAACAAGCGAUGAAUCGAUUGACAUGGAUGAUGAUAUGGGUUCUACAGAGGAGGACAGCGAUGAGAGUGGAGACGAAGAAGACUCAGUAGAAGAGGAUUCUGAGGAAGAAGGAGAGCCUGCUGGGCUUUUGGGUCUCUUCUUUGGACAAUCCGAGUUGAAGAAAUUGCAGGCAGAGGCCACGUCCGACUCGCCCGACCAGCGAGACGACACAUCCAUUCAGCAGGCGCCCGACGGCGAUACGGCCGAGGGCGCACAAUCCGCCACCCCCCAGGCGUUGCCCCUAGCGUCGUGGGAUGGCGAGAAGAGAGACGAUGGUCCUGGUGGUUUCGAAGACGAUGAUGAAGAGCCAGAUCUGGUCCAAAUCCCCGACCCCACCUCGACCGGCCGACCAACGCCAACGCCAACAACGCGAACGCCUGGCCAAGCGGCCUCGACACCAAAGACGUCAACAGCUGAACCUCCUCCCGUGACAAACGGGAUAACGCCAGCCCCUGAAGGGCAAGAAAGCACCGCAGAAUCGGCAGAGCGAAUACUGGACCAGCCUGUCGACGCAGAUGUCGAUAUGAUAGAUCCGCCUAAUGGAAUCGAACCCGUCGUUCCAGAAUUGUCCGUCACUUCGCCCAAGUCUACCACCAAGCUUAUCAGCUCCGACACAGACGCUAUCACCCGCCCAGCAACCUCGCCACGAAGUCACUCGCACUCGCCAUCCACUUCAGAUACAAAGCCGUCUGACCCGGAGACAACCUCCCUGACUGCGAGAGUGAAGGGGGGGGGAACCAGUCGAUCCGCCUCACCCAGCCAGUCCUGGACUCCCAAAACCGAGAUCCCGUCGUUGCUCCGUGGCACGCUGCGCGAGUACCAGCAUUACGGCCUGGACUGGUUGGCCGGGCUCUAUGCCAACAACACGAACGGUAUCCUCGCGGACGAGAUGGGCCUCGGAAAGACCAUCCAGACCAUCGCCCUGCUGGCGCACCUGGCUUGCCAUCACGGGGUCUGGGGUCCUCACCUGGUCAUCGUGCCGACCAGCGUCAUGCUCAACUGGGAGAUGGAGUUCAAAAAGUGGUGUCCCGGGUUCAAGAUCCUCUCGUACUACGGCACUCAGGAGGAGCGCAAGCGGAAACGGCAGGGGUGGACCAACGACGACGUCUGGAACGUCUGCAUCACCUCGUACCAGCUCGUGCUGCAGGACCAGCAGGUGUUCAAGCGCAGGCGGUGGCACUACAUGAUUCUCGACGAGGCGCAUAACAUCAAGAACUUCAAGUCGCAGCGGUGGCAGACGCUGCUGGGAUUCAACACGCACUCCCGCCUUCUCCUCACCGGCACGCCGUUGCAGAACAACCUCACCGAGCUGUGGUCGCUGCUCUUCUUCCUCAUGCCUUCGGAGAACGGGGUCGGGGGGUUCGCGGAUCUUCAAGAGUUUCACGACUGGUUCCACAAACCCGAGGCCCAGAUCCUGGAGAGCGGGCGGGAGACCAUGGACGACGAGGCCCGCGCCAUCAUCGCGAAACUGCACAAAGUGUUGCGCCCGUAUCUCCUGCGCCGCCUCAAGGCCGACGUGGAGAAGCAGAUGCCGGCCAAGUACGAGCACGUCGAGUUUUGCCGCCUGUCCAAGCGCCAACGGGAACUGUACGACGGGUUCUUGGCGCGGGCCGACACGCGGAACACGCUGGCUUCGGGGAACUACAUGUCCAUCAUCAACUGCCUGAUGCAGCUCCGGAAGGUCUGCAACCAUCCGGAUUUGUUUGUCGACCGACCCAUCAUGACCUCCUUCCGCAUGCAACGGAGCGUCGCCGCCGAGUACGACCUGACGAACCGAUUCGUCGAGACGACCGUACUCGCUACGGACCCGAUGACGAAGGUCAGCUUGGGCGUGAUCAAUCUAAUCCCGACGCAGCACGAGGGCAUGUCCCUUACGAUCGCGGAGCGCAUCUCGCAGCUGAGCCUCCACCGCGUGCUCAUGGACCUACGGGAGGCGCAGAACGCCAGGGCGCAUCUGGCUCGCACGAACCUCGACCCGUCUACGGUGGCGUCCAACCUGGCGUAUCUGGAAAGCCUGGGUCGGUGGCGCCGGUUCGAGGAACUCCAGCACUGCGUCUACAUCAACGCCCUCCGCGGGCAGCGCCGACCUAUCUACGGGAAACGCCUGACGGACUUUUUGACGCUGGGGCUCCAGGCCCGACCGCGCAAGCCUCGGCCGAAGGUGCCGCAAAGGAUUCUGCAGUGGUUUUCCGAGGAUUCCGGGUUCCUCCGGGCCGUGGUGCAGACGAGGAACGACAGGGCGGCCAUGAUGGAGACGACGAUGCAAAAGUUCGGCUGCGUGACGCCCGUCGUCGUGACGAGAGACAUGACCGAACUCGUCUUGGGCCGGCGCGCCAUGGACGCCUUUGGGGACGCAGACCUCCGGCUCUCGGCUCCCGUUCGGUGGGCGCCCUUCAUGCGCAAGGAGAGGCCCGUCGACCCCUGGCACGAAGCGCGCAUGCGGCUGAGCAUCCAGUUCCCGGACAAGCGUCUCCUCCAGUACGACUGCGGCAAGCUGCAAGCGCUCGACAGGCUGCUCCGAAAACUCCAGGCGGGCGGGCACCGGGCGCUCAUCUUCACGCAGAUGACCAAGGUGCUGGACAUCCUCGAGCAGUUCCUCAACAUCCACGGGCACAAGUACCUCCGGCUGGACGGCGCGACGAAAGUCGAGCAGCGGCAGAUCCUGACGGACCGGUUCAACAACGACCCGCGCGUCCUCUGCUUCAUCCUGUCGACGCGGUCGGGCGGGCUGGGCAUCAACCUCACGGGGGCCGACACGGUGAUCUUCUACGACCAGGACUGGAACCCGGCCAUGGACAAGCAGUGCCAGGACCGGUGCCACCGCAUCGGGCAGACGCGCGACGUGCACAUCUACCGGCUCAUCAGCGAGCACACCAUCGAGGCCAACAUCCUCCGCAAGGCGUCGCAGAAGCAGAUGCUGGACGACGUGGUCAUCCAGGAAGGCGCGUUCACGACCGAUUACUACCUCAACCAGAUGUCGUCGUCGUCGUCGUUGUCGUUAUCGUCGUCGUCGGCGGACCGCGGCGCGGCAGGGAGGGAGGACGCCGAUUUGGUCCAUGACGGCAUGGCGGCGGCCAACGCGGCCAUGGACCGGCUGCUCGGCGGCGUGGAGAAGAGCGAGUCGCGCAACGUCGGCAGGGUGUUCGCGCAGGCUGAGGACCAGGAGGACGUGGUGGCGGCGAAAGCGGCCGAGAGGGAGAUCCAGGCCGAUGAUGCGGAUUUCCUGGAGCGUGGCGGGGGCGGCGGUGGCGGCAGCAGCAGUGCGGUGGCGUCUGGCGCGUCUAGUACGCGGCAGGGCACGCCCAGGGACGACAACACCGCCGCGGCGAGUGGUGCUGCUGCGGUGGAAUGGGGCGGCGGGCCCGGCCCCUCUGCGCUGGGGCGGUUUUCCGAGUCGGCGGGCCCUGGUGCCGCGGCGUCACCGUCGUCGUCGUUGGUUGAUGGUGAGCCGACCGAGGUGGAAGUGGAUGCGUGGGGACGGCGGAUGGGGACGAUCGACGACUACAUGGUGGAGUGGAUGGGGGAGCUGCUGAAGGACACGCCGCUGGAGUUGCCGAAGGAUAAGAAGAAGAGUAAAAAGAAGAGAGGCAGGGACACGCGCAAGCGAUGAGGAGGAGCCUGCAUUCGUAAUACAGGAUUUGUUUGGUCUUGGUGUAAAAUCACGGGGAACGCAUCAGCGCUGGGCAGGGGUUGCUUUCAGUGGGAAUAGUGGUGUUUGAUAAAAGGACAAGUCGGUGUAUUACUGGGGUCAGACCGAGUGUACCAUUAAGAUAGCGGAGGUUGAAGGGAAAUUUUCAAUUUUUUUUUCUUCUUCUUUUUUUCUUUCUCUGUCAUGAAUCGUACAUCAAAGACAGACGACGGCCUUGACCGAGAUGGACGG